AUGGCUCAAGCAGUAGACGAUUAUUCCGUCUUCCUACGGGGAGAGGACUCUUACGACAACAACGACUGCGACUACUCUUCUGAUAUAGACGACUGGAAAUGGGAAGAAGGAAUGCGACUGAUUAAUGAAUUUGGCAAUUGGACCACCGGAAACACUUCUCUCGACAGCUACAUUCAAGAAACUCAACUAAUGAAUCCUGAUUGGCGUCAUCACAUGAAAUGGAUUCCCUUUGAACAAUUCUCUGAUAUCAAAUUCGUAAAGAAGGGCGGCUUUAGCACCGUCUAUUCUGCUACAUGGAUAAACAGCAGCAACCGAGUCUGGGAUGCUAAAAGAAAAACUUUUGUCGAGAAGCCACUUACCGUAGCUCUCAAAUCACUACACAACUCUCAAACACUCUCUCAGGACUUUAUCGAUGAGUUUAAACGCCACGGCAGUCUCAAGCUAGAGGGAAGCGGAUUCAUUGUCCAUUGUCAUGGAAUCACUCGCAACGAAGACAAUGAUGAAUACAUGUUGGUCAUGGACUAUGCAGAAGACGGCGACAUCCGCACAUACGCUCAACGUAACAUGGCAACAUUACGAUGGAACGACAUCAUAGACAUUCUAUGCAACAUUGCAAUGGGUCUCACCCAUAUUCACAAGAGUGGCUCGUUCCACAAAAAUCUUCACAGCGGCAACAUUCUCAAAUUCGCAACAGCCAACAUAGCCGACUUUAGUGUAUGCGGUCCAUCCGACCCGUCUGAACCACGUGGAAUAUAUGGAUCGCUACCAUUCGUUGCCCCCGAAGUACUCGCUGGAGAAAUGUUCUCACAAAAGGCAGACAUUUACAGUUUCGCUUUCAUCAUGUGGGAAUUGUCUUCCGGUCGUCCGCCGUUCGCAGAUCGUCCGCACGAUCAUUCUCUUGCCUUGGAGAUUUGUCGUGGGUUCAGAGAGGCUAUCGUUCCUGGCACUCCAUUGUUUUAUGAGAAAUUGAUGGCUCGAUGCUGGGACGCUAAUCCUGAAAAUCGACCUGACGUCGAGGAAAUAUUAGAGAUUCUGCUGGCGCCUUAUGAUUAUCAGCGAAUGUUGUUGGACAUGGGAGAGUUCACGGCAAGGAAUGUUAAUGAUUGCGACGACAUUGGUUCCUUUGAGAACAUGUUGGCAUCCCCGAUAACAAACGCACGAUUCCCAGCUGCACCUCCUGAAGUGCAUCUCUUUGCAACAUAUACAAGCAGAUUAUUGCUUUAUCCUAAUCUACCAACACCAACAAACAGAAGCUACGAUCCGCGACCAUCGAUAAGCUCGGUCAUAUCUUCCGAAGAAAUAAUCGAGGCUAUCGAUGAGACCGGUUUUGAGAAUGAUUUUGAAGAAUAUGAUACACAUCAGCCACCGCCUGAAUUAUCUGAUACAGACUAUGACGACGAAGACGAGGAAGACUCAUACGUAGCUCCACCCUCGCCCCCUCCGCUUUUCUUAAUGUCACGACGCAAAUCAAUUGCACCACCUCCACUCAUCCAAGCACAAUAA
Messenger RNA from Paraglomus occultum, 1503 nucleotides. NCBI's taxonomy places the organism in Eukaryota, Fungi, Glomeromycota, Glomeromycetes, Paraglomerales, Paraglomeraceae. The record is from the annotation of a GenBank genome assembly.